UGAACAACAACUUCUUUCUGUCGCAGCCCGCAAGAAUUUGUCGCAGUCUUGUUCGACAUGGCACCUCUAUUCGCCCUGCUCAGCCUUUUGGGCUUCUUGACGUCCUUCGUCUCAGCGACAGCCUUGACAUACAAGCUCCCUCCUAACGGAAAGGAGUGCUUCUACUCGCACAUUGAGCAAAAGGGCGCAAAGGUCGCCUUUUACUUUGCUGUCCAAUCAGGCGGCUCCUUCGAUGUCGACUACUCAGUCCAUGGACCCACGGCAGAGCCUGGCAAAGAAAGAGUUAUCCUCGAUGGCACAAAGGAACGCCAGGGCGACUUUGUCUUCACCGCCAACGAGGCUGGUGAAUACCGUUUCUGCUUCGACAACAGCAUCAGCACCUUCGCCGACAAGAUGAUCGACUUUGAAAUCUCCAUCGAGAACGAGCCCCGCGCCGCCAGCAUCCCCUCCAAGCAGGGUGCCAACGUCGAGCAGACCUCGGCCCUCGAGAACUCGGUGCUCAAGCUCAGUGGCCAGCUCAGCACAAUCACCCGUCAGCAAAAGUACUUCAGAACCCGUGAGAACAGGAAUUUCUCAACCGUCAGGAGUACCGAGCAGAGAAUCUUCAACUUCUCCAUCAUCGAGAGCUUGAUGAUGGUCGGCAUGGCUGGUCUUCAGGUCUUCAUUGUGAGAAUGUUCUUCCAGACCGGUCGCAAGGGUUACUUGUAAAGAAUUCGCAGUAGAAAGCCCGAGUUUGCGAACCCAUUAUACACAAAAAGAAGAAACGCUCCAUAUGCUCGUCAUGCCCUGUCAUGCUAUAUCCCACUUUCAGUCAACCCAUUGUCGCCUCAUACAAGCUUCCCACCCUCGAUGACCAUAAACUCAUCACCCACCAUCAUCUUCAUCUCUUCCUCAACCAUGAAGUUGUCAUGGUCGCCCGUCAAUGCUUUACUCGCCGGAUCAUACAUGAACCUCGCAAAAGCCAUAUAAUCAGGAAACACAAAUGUGCAGAUGGCGUCGUAUGGAAGAAGAUUUGCUUUGCCCUUUAGCAUGUCUUGCAUUAUGUUUCUGUCGCGUUGAAGGUGAUAUGU
This is a messenger RNA of Aureobasidium pullulans EXF-150, 1070 nucleotides long. Its product is annotated as supernatant protein factor, C-terminal domain-containing protein. Gene Ontology annotation, cellular component: endoplasmic reticulum; Golgi apparatus; endoplasmic reticulum-Golgi intermediate compartment. NCBI's taxonomy places the organism in Eukaryota, Fungi, Ascomycota, Dothideomycetes, Dothideales, Saccotheciaceae. The record is from RefSeq and is a predicted model, not a curated record. Gene Ontology annotation, biological process: intracellular protein transport; Golgi organization; endoplasmic reticulum to Golgi vesicle-mediated transport. The transcript has 4 exons. Bases 58 to 708 code for a protein of 216 amino acids.